This is a messenger RNA of Polistes canadensis, 500 nucleotides long. RefSeq lists its product as uncharacterized. The record is from RefSeq and is a predicted model, not a curated record. NCBI's taxonomy places the organism in Eukaryota, Metazoa, Arthropoda, Insecta, Hymenoptera, Vespidae. The transcript has 2 exons. The coding region runs from base 148 to 477 and encodes 109 amino acids.
AUUGAAUAGUUAUUACGGUUGGUUUUUUAUAAAUAUGUACUUGAUUAGGUAGUCAGUAAAAUUAGCGGGAAAUAGAUGUCCAUUUUGCAUAACAGUUUUGUUCGUUCUAGUUCUCUGUGCGUUCUUAAAAAUAUUUAGAUUUUCAUUAUGGAGCCGAUAAAACACAAAUAUUCGAAUAUAGAUUAUAGAAAGGAUAAUAUAAUAGAACAAAUAAACAAACAUUUUAAAGACUCGGAUGAACGAAUAUUAGACGAAAUUGCAUAUUCCAUUGAAUCUAUAACUAAGUCUAUGGAAUCCAUCCAGAAAAAUCAUAUCAAGUUUUUAAAAGUCAACGAAGCAUUGGCAUUAUACGUAGCAAAGAUUGAAAAGGAACGAAAAGAAAGAAUCUGUAAAGAAACAAUGACAAUUACAAAUUUUGAAGAAAAAUUAAGAGAGCGUCUGUCGAAAGCAUUAGAGACAUCUGAAGAUAAGGUUUAGUUAGAUGACUAUAUGUAUACCGG